AUGUACCCAGUAUACGAGCAACUCUAUAAGAUCAGCCAAGCAUUGGAUGCUGAGGUCACUUUUUGGAAGCUCGAGGACAGUAAUGGUUGGAGCGCGAACAUGCAAUGUCUCCGCCAAGCUAUUCGCGAAAAUACCAAAAUGAUCGUCCUGUGCAGCCCAAACAACCCAACUGGUACAUAUCUACCAAUCGCAGUGCAGCAUUCUAUCCUGGAAUUGGCAGAAGUCCAUGGCAUCAUUCUAAUGGUUGACGAGGUUUUCAGACCGAUGUUUCACUUCUCGUCAAAUCACGAGGAGGAGCCAGCCUCCUUCCUUGAAAGUGGAUAUGAAAAAUGUAUUGUCACAAGCUCUUGCAGCAAGUCAUAUGGGCUUCCCGGUAUCAGAGUUGGCUGGAUUGCGACUCUCUCUAAUGACUUCAUACGUCGUUUCACUCAGAUCCGUAACUACACUACUAUAAGUGUUGGCCUGGUUGACGAGAUUAUUGCCGCAGAAGUACUCUCACCAAGAUGCCGACUAAGCUUGCUUCAAAGAAGUUUAGAUAUGGCAAAGGCGAAUCUUAGAUUUCUCAGGGAAUUUGUUGCCAAGAAUCAACUGAUCACUUGGACACCUACUCAUGCUUCAACUUCAACUUUAAUAAGGCUACACAACAAGGACGGAUCGCCCCUAAAUGAUCAAGAGUUUGCUCUAGAGUUCUUGAAGGCCAACAAUAUCCUAUUCUGCCCCGCUAGCCUGUGCUUUGAGGAGAAUGGCCAGGGCUGCCUUCAGGGCUAUCUUCGCUUGGGUUUUGUGAUGUCUCCCGAGACGUUUCGUCAUGGCUUGGAGAAGCUUGCAGACUUCCUGGAGGCAUGGCCCAUGUUUUAA
Aspergillus udagawae is the source of this 858-nucleotide messenger RNA. RefSeq lists its product as uncharacterized. Lineage: Eukaryota; Fungi; Ascomycota; Eurotiomycetes; Eurotiales; Aspergillaceae. Bases 1 to 858 code for a protein of 285 amino acids. Gene Ontology annotation, biological process: biosynthetic process. Gene Ontology annotation, molecular function: catalytic activity; pyridoxal phosphate binding. The record is from RefSeq and is a predicted model, not a curated record. The transcript has a single exon.